CACACAACAGCCAUGUCUCUCAAGAUAACCACCAUCCUGUCUGUCGCCGUGCUGGCCCUGGCCGACUAUCCUUCAAGAUACCCACCACCACCAUCUCCCCAAUCCUACCACGCCCCUCCAUCACCGUCCUAUCCUCCUCCCCCAUCCCCAUCCUACCCCACCCCCGCCCAUUAUGGUCAGCCACAGUAUCCUGAAGAGCCGCCUAAAUACUCCUUCGGGUACAACGUUAAGGACGACAACGAUGGUGUAAACUUCGGCCACUCGGAGGCCCGCGACGGAGACAACACCGAGGGCAGCUAUAAUGUGGACCUCCCCGACGGUCGGACAAAGACCGUCACUUACGUGGACAACGGCGACGGUCUAAAGGCUGAUGUGACCUUCAAGGGCAACAUCCAGCCUGUCCCCAGCUACAAUCCUGCCCCCAGCUACAAUCCUUCCCCCAGCUACAACCCUACACCCAGCUACUAUCCCGCCCCCAGCUACAACCCUACACCCAGCUACAACCCUACACCCAGCUACUAUCCCGCCCCCAGCUACAAUCCUACACCCAGCUACUAUCCCGCCCCCAGCUACAACCCCACACCCAGCUACCCCCCUCCACCAACGCCAAUAUACGGCUAAGUUAGUUAUCAACAUUUUGAUCAUCUACCAACUAAUGCCUUGUCACUGGCUGCCCACGUGUGUUGAUAAUGUCGUGUUUUGAAAAAUGUUUAUUGGAAAUAUUAAAUAAAUUAUCUAAAUAG
Messenger RNA from Homarus americanus (American lobster), 743 nucleotides. RefSeq names its product DNA-directed RNA polymerase II subunit RPB1-like. The transcript is spliced from 3 exons. Lineage: Eukaryota; Metazoa; Arthropoda; Malacostraca; Decapoda; Nephropidae. Bases 13 to 621 code for a protein of 202 amino acids. Gene Ontology annotation, cellular component: extracellular matrix. The record is from RefSeq and is a predicted model, not a curated record.